Molecule: messenger RNA, 921 nt
Organism: Paramisgurnus dabryanus
Lineage: Eukaryota; Metazoa; Chordata; Actinopteri; Cypriniformes; Cobitidae
Gene: ora6
Product: olfactory receptor class A related 6
Biological process (GO): neuropeptide signaling pathway
Cellular component (GO): plasma membrane
Molecular function (GO): G protein-coupled peptide receptor activity
Source: RefSeq, a predicted model, not a curated record
AUGGGGGGGCUUUACGCUGACCUUAUAGCAUUGAAGAUUGUCAUUUCUGUCAUCGGUGUUACAGGAAACGUCAUACUGAUUAUGUCCAUACUUAAGUCAGCACAUGUAAAAACAUUUGAAAUCCUUCUUCUCGCGCUGGCGGCAGCAAAUCUGGAGGAGAUUGUGAUUGGGAACGUCUAUGAUGCCUUGCGACUGUCAGACAGGAUCGGUGUUUGGAGCUGUAGGACGCUCAAGUUUCUCACCAUGUUCGGAACGACCGGCAGCAUCCUCUUCACGGUGCUCAUCAGCAUUUACCGCUAUCAAAAGCUGCGAGACGUCCACACGCAUGUCAGCCUGCACAUCUUCAUGGACAACAUACGAAAUGCGCUUGGCAUCACUGCAUUCUGUGCCACGUUGGCCACCAUCUUAAGUAUGCCCACACUUUUUAUAAGCCUGAACAGGGACGAAGCCAAUUCUACUUCUCUCGAUUGUCCUGAAGAUUUCUUCCAGUGUACGCAGUCAAAGUGUCUGACUCAGAACCUCGUUUACAAGUACUCCUUCCUUUUGGUGUGUAACUUGCUGCCUCUGCUUAUAGUCACGCUAACAAGCAUCAUGAUUUUAAGGAUUCUGAUAGUCCAGCAGAAAGCGGUGAAGGCCCUUCAAGAGCCGAGUGUGGCGGUGACCCAGCAGCAGCAUCAACACAGGCAUUGGCACGGGGUAUCUGGGUUUCACCGCAGUACUCUUGCUAUUCUGGCAGCUAUGGCUCUUUUUCAGGUGGACUGGAUUGUUUAUUUAAUCUUACACCUUGUGUACAGUAACCCGUACAGUUUCCCAGCAUGGUCAGAAGUUGAGUUCCUCGUAACUGCAUUUUACACUGCAUUGAGCCCGUAUGUGUAUGGAUUGGGUAAUGACCUUUUCAAUAUAAAACGGUGCAUUAGCUAA